Aspergillus candidus is the source of this 1090-nucleotide messenger RNA. RefSeq names its product aldo/keto reductase family protein. Gene Ontology annotation, molecular function: oxidoreductase activity. NCBI's taxonomy places the organism in Eukaryota, Fungi, Ascomycota, Eurotiomycetes, Eurotiales, Aspergillaceae. The transcript has 3 exons. Bases 21 to 977 code for a protein of 318 amino acids. The record is from RefSeq and is a predicted model, not a curated record.
CAACAACAACCAUCAGCAAUAUGGGUUCUCCUAAGCUCAUUUUCGGCGCUGCCUCGUUUGGCAUGAGUUUCGUCAGCCUUGAAGACGUGCAGGAAGUCCUGGACUGUCUCAAAGAGAACAAUAUCACCCACCUCGACACCGCCGGCAGAUACCCGCCCACCUCGCCUGGGCGCUCGGAAGAACUGCUGGGAGAGACCAAAGCUGCGGCCCAGGGCUUCACGAUCGACACCAAGAUCCUCACACUGUCCCCGGACCAUCAGGGCGAGUUGGAAAGAGCUGCGAUCGAAAAGUCCAUCAACACCAGUUUGCAGCGUAUGGGUGUCGACCAGGUCAACACUCUCCAUAUCCACUUUCCAGACCUAGCCACUCCGUUGAAAGAACAGGCAGAGACGUUUAACGAUCUGCACAAGGCUGGAAAAUUCAAAAAUCUCGGCGUCUCGAAUUUCCAACCCGAGUUGCUGCAGGAGUUCAUCGACAUCUGCGAGGCCAACGGCUUUAUCAAGCCCACGGUCUACCAGGGCGACUACAGUGCCGUCAACCGGGGCAUGGAAAAGAAGCUCCUCCCGAUCCUGAAGAAACACGGCAUCGCCUACAACGCAUUCCGAGUCCUAGCCUCCGGCUUUUUGUCCGGCAAGCUCACGAAUGGCAACGCCGAAGGAACCCGCUUUGACACCGAUAGUCCCAUCGGCAAGUUAAUGCAGAGUCUUUACAAUCAGAAACCACUGCAUGAUGCGCUCAAGCAGCUGGAGGAAACGACGCGCGCUCUUGACAUCACGACGAUUGAUGCUGCGAUGCGGUGGGCGUACUAUCAUUCCUCACUCGGUUCGAAUGACGGAAUCAUCCUUGGGGCCAGUUCGAUCAAGCAGAUUAAGUCAAAUGUUCAGAGUAUCCGCCAGGGUCCUUUGCCGCAGGAGUGUCUGGAUACGUUUGAGCGCAUCUGGGAGACGCUGGAGCCGGUGAGGGGAGAUAUUAUCUGAGAGGGGAGAUUUCUGUAGAGGAAGAGAACACUGGACUCACAUUUAAGUACGCAUAGCAAGAGUAUGAAUAUCAGACUUUGAUCCAUCUUACGAAAAGUUCGGCAUAAUCAGAC